AUAACUACUAAAAUUUCAAAUCCUUUCACAUCACAUUAAAUUAAACAAACUAAAUAAACAGCAUGAAAGAAAGAAGUAUAAUCGUAUUCCAAUAAUAAUACCACUAUGAAAGUAAGGAUCCAACUACGAAAGGUCAGACGAUACUUAUUCUCAUAAGCAAUGUAAUUAUAUCCCUACAUAGUGCUAAAGCUGCAAAACCCACCAAGCCCACAGCUACAAAAACAAAUCAUAUACAUAUUCAAUCACAAAAUAGAGAGAGAGAGAGAGAGAGAGAGAGAGAGAGAGAGAGAGAGGACAUGCACAAGAAACAGAGCCCCUAAUUUCCGAAGCAGAAGAGCACACUUAAGAAUUGAAAACGAAAAGAAAAAGAGACAAAAGCCGGAUUCUCUGAAGUAGGGCAAAGUCGGGCACUGGGGUGAAGUUUGGAAUACGAAGAGUAUUUGGGUUGAAAGUAUAAAUUCGAGAAAGAUAUAUUUUGAGUCAAAGUAGGGGCGUUUUUGCAAAUGAAACAGAAUUGGCGUUUUGAACUUAUUAGAGAGUACAAGUCACGUGAGCUGCGUGCCGCUCUCUGACCGAUUUAAUAACAUCUUGUUUUGAUGUUUAUGGGGGCUUCUUGGCAAACACUCAACUCUCUCUGGCUACUCGCUCGAAUGCAGCAGCUGCAAUGAGCCCUUAGUUUUCUUCUACCUUCAUUUCUUUGCAUCACAGCUUUGGGUUCUUUGCAACACAGCUUUGGGCCCUCUGUUUUUUCUUUCGUUCAAUAUCUCUCUGUGUUUCAUGGCGUCGAAAAAGCCUCUGUUUUUCGUACUCUUAGCCUUUCAGUGUUUCUUCCUACUCACCAAUGCCAUUGUUUAUCAAAAUGAGCAGAGCCCAGAAAGAGAAGCCCUGAUUUCUUUCAAGACCGCACUUGAAAACCCUGAAGUUCUCUCUUCAUGGAGGCCAUCCAUCCCACACUGCAACUGGGUCGGCGUCUCUUGCCAACUCGGCCGAGUCACUUCACUCGCCCUCCCAACUCUGUCACUCAGAGGCACACUCCCUCCCUCGCUUUUCUCUCUCCCUAACCUCACCGUCCUUGACCUCUCCUCGAACCUCCUCCACGGCCAAAUCCCACCUCAGAUUUCAAAGCUUCCAUCUUUAGUUUCCUUGGACAUAUCCAACAACUCUCUCUCUGGUACUCUUCCACCUGAAAUUGGUAGCUUGGAGAAUCUGACCGACCUCUACAUUGGAGCUAACCAUUUUUCGGGUCCAUUGCCUCGUGAAAUCGGUGACCUUUCACGGCUCGAGAAUCUUGAUUCUCCUUCAUGUUCCAUAACCGGUCCAUUGCCUGAAGAGUUAUCCAAGUUGGAAUCACUGAGUAAACUUGACCUCUCAUACAAUCCAUUGAGAUGUUCCAUACCGAAAGCCAUCGGGAAGUUGCAGAAAUUGAGUAUUCUGAAUUUAGUCUUUGCUGAACUUAAUGGCUCUGUCCCUGCUGAGCUGGGAAACUGUAGGAAUUUGAAGACUUUGAUGCUUUCCUUCAAUUCGCUUUCUGGGUCGCUACCAGAGGAGCUUUCUGACCUUCACGUUUUGACGUUUUCUGCUGAGAAGAACAAUCUUUCCGGACCAUUGCCUCCUUGGCUCGGAAACUGGCAUCAGGUUGAAUCAAUUUUGCUUUCUAGCAAUUCGUUUUCUGGGAAAAUCCCACCUGAGAUUGGGAAUUGUUCUACGCUUAGGUCCCUUAGUUUGAGCAGCAACAGGUUGUCGGGUCCAAUUCCAGAAGAGCUCUGUAAUGCGGUCUCGCUCGUCGAGAUUGAUCUGGAUAGUAAUUUCCUCUCAGGAACGAUUGAGAACACGUUUGUGAAGUGUAGGAACCUUACUCAGUUGGUUUUGGUCAAUAAUCAGAUUGCUGGGCCAAUCCCUGGUUACCUUUCAGAGCUUCCACUGAUGGUGCUCGACCUUGAUUCAAACAAUUUCACGGGUACAAUACCUACAAGUUUUUGGAACUCGGUCAAUUUGAUGGAAUUUUCAGCUUCUAAUAACCAGUUGAGGGGUUCUCUAUCAAAGGAAAUUGGUAGGGCAGCUGCAUUGGAAAGGCUUGUUCUUAGUAACAAUCAGUUGAAAGGCACUAUACCUAAGGAGAUUGGAAAUCUCAGUACCCUUUCUGUUCUUAACUUGAAUUCAAAUCUUCUUGAAGGAAACAUUCCGGCUGAGAUUGGCCGGUGCACAGGACUUACGACAUUGGAACUGGGAAACAACCAACUCAGUGGCUCUAUUCCGGUGGAGAUUGAGGACUUGGCUCAAUUGCAAUGCCUGGUACUUUCUCAUAAUAAGCUGUCUGGAUCAAUUCCUUCAAAGCCAUCCUCGUAUUUUCGGCAAGUUACUAUCCCUGAUUUGAGCUUUGUUCAACAUGUUGGAGUGCUUGAUUUGUCCUACAAUAGACUGUCUGGCACAAUACCUGAAGAUUUGGGUAACUGUGUUGUUCUGGUGGAUCUGUUGAUCAGCAACAACAUGCUGUCUGGGGGAAUUCCAAAAUCCCUCUCUCGCUUAACAAAUCUUACAACCUUGGAUUUGUCCGGCAACAUGCUCAGUGGUUCCAUUCCUCCAGAAUUUGGUGAAUCCCCCAAGCUUCAAGGCUUGUAUCUUGGAAAUAACCAGCUUACAAGCACCAUGCCUGAAAGCUUAGGUCGUUUGGGAAGUUUGGUAAAGCUUAAUCUGACUGGCAAUAAGUUAUCUGGUGCUGUUCCUAUAAGCUUUGGGAACUUGAAAGGGCUAACCCACUUAGACUUAAGCUGUAACAAGCUGGAUGGUGAGCUCCCUUCAUCUCUUUCAAGCAUGCAGAAUCUUGUGGGGUUGUACGUUCAGCAGAACAGGCUUUCUGGUCGUGUUGAUGAGCUCUUCUCAAAUUCCAUGGCUUGGAGGAUUGAAAAUAUGAACUUGAGCAAUAAUUUCUUUAAUGGGGAGCUGCCCCUUUCUUUGGGAAAUCUGUCAUACUUGACAUAUUUGGAUCUUCAUUCAAAUUUGUUUAGAGGAGAGAUUCCUCCAGACCUGGGGAAUCUGAUGCAACUGGAAUAUUUCGAUGUUUCAAGCAACAAGCUCUCUGGGCAGAUUCCAGAGAAAGUAUGCAGCCUCAACAAUUUGUUUUACUUGAACUUUGCAGAGAAUAGGUUGGAAGGGCCGAUUCCCAAGACUGGUAUUUGCCAGAAUCUGUCGAAAAUAUCACUUGCUGGUAAUAAAAGGUUGUGUGGGAGAAUCAUGAAUUUGGAUUGCCAAGUCAAAAGUUUUGAUAAGUCAGCUUUGUUGAAUGCUGGGGGAGUUGCAGCUGUUGUAGUUGGAAGUGCUCUGAUAAUUGUUGUCGUAGCUUUAGCUUUAAUAAGAUGGGUUACCAGAAGCAGUCGUCAUGAUCCUGAAGAAACUGAAGAAAGCAAGUUAAGCAGUUUCUUAGAUCAUAAUCUCUAUUUCCUCAGUAGCAGCAGAUCAAAGGAACCUCUGAGCAUCAAUGUGGCCAUGUUUCAGCAGCCACUUCUGAAGCUAACUUUAGUUGAUAUACUUGAAGCCACCAACAAUUUCUGCAAGACAAACAUAAUUGGAGAUGGAGGCUUUGGAACUGUGUACAAGGCCACUUUGUCCAAUGGGAAAACAGUUGCAGUUAAGAAGCUAAGCGAGUAUAAAACCCAGGGACAUCGAGAAUUCAUUGCUGAAAUGGAAACCUUGGGUAAAGUAAACCACCAAAAUCUCGUUCCAUUGCUUGGGUACUGCUCUCUUGGUGAGGAGAAGCUCCUUGUUUAUGAGUAUAUGGUGAACGGGAGCCUAGACAUUUGGCUGAGGAAUCGAACUGGAGAACUUGAAGUCCUGGAUUGGGACAGACGUUUUAAAAUUGCUUUGGGUGCAGCCCGUGGCCUGGCGUUUCUUCAUCAUGGUUUUAUUCCCCACAUCAUUCACAGGGAUAUUAAAGCCAGCAACAUCUUGCUCAAUGAAGACUUUGAGCCAAAGGUUGCAGACUUUGGACUUGCAAGAUUGAUCAGUGCUUGUGAGACUCACAUUUCAACUGACAUUGCAGGAACAUUUGGCUACAUCCCACCAGAGUAUGGACAAAGUGGGAGAUCUACCACAAAGGGAGAUGUCUAUAGCUUUGGUGUGAUAAUGCUUGAAUUGGUGACAGGGAAGGAGCCCACUGGACCUGACUUCAAAGAGAUGGAAGGCGGGAACUUGGUCGGUUGGGUUGUUCAAAAGAUGAAAAAGGGGCAAGCUGCCGAUGUUCUUGAUCCAAUUGUACUCAAUGCGGAUUCGAAGAGCAAGAUGCUUCAAGUGCUGGACAUUGCCCGUGUUUGCCUUUCUGAUAACCCUGCCAGCAGGCCAACCAUGCUUCAAGUGUUUAGUUCCUUGAAGGGAUCAAAGACGAGUAAAAUGUAGACUUGUCUAUGUGGUGGAGAGUGUAACAGGUUUGUUGUUAUGACAACAAUGAUGGUGAUGUAAAGUAGUUUGCAAGUGGUAGGACUUCUAAGUUGUAAUGCUAAUGCUAUAUUAGUCUGCUAACCUAAUCACAAGCCAGAAUUUCAAUACUCCUGCUCCUGGUGACAAUGUUCGGUUCUUAAUUUACCUUUUCAUUUCUUUUUCUUUUCAUUAUUUUUUUAGAGGACUUUUCCUAUUGAAAGAGGCGAUAGCAUACUAAACUCACACACACUACACGGAUGUUAGGACUCGAAUUCAGGACCUUACCUGAGAGAGUAAGUACUUCAAACCACUACACUAGUGGGUCCUUUGCCACUAUACUCCAAACCUAGGACCUUUCCAUUUCUUCUUUCACAUUAAGCACAUAAAGGUUAUCAUAGUAGUAUCAUAGUAACAAACAAGGUACAUGUUGAUGAACAAAGUUAUCUGCAAAUUCUUUCCAUGCAAAGCAAAAUUGAAGUUUGAACAGUUUCAAGUCCAUCUCAGCCUUACCCUAAUUUGGAGAAACACUUAAAAAUUCAUAAGGUCGGGAUGAAAAUGGUAAAGCAGUCAAAGAGAGGCAGCUCUCUUAUCUGUGGAAUUUAGGGACGGCAGCAAAAGAAAAAAAGUGCAAAACACUUUUCCAAGAGGACAGCCGCAUAAAUGCUCUUCUAAAACAAAGACUUUGGAAACGAAUAACUAUCCGUCCUAAGAAGAUACCAGGAACCUAUGAUCAAACCGACUCUUACUGGAAAUUAACUAAUUGCCAUACAAUUCCAUAAAUACCCUAUUUCACCUUCUUUUUCUCUUUUUCUUUUUUUGGGUCUGAUAUUUGACUAUUCCCUUGCUUGAUGGGAAGUGCGAAAUAUUUGAUC
This is a messenger RNA of Prunus persica (peach), 5282 nucleotides long. Its product is annotated as leucine-rich repeat receptor protein kinase EMS1. Lineage: Eukaryota; Viridiplantae; Streptophyta; Magnoliopsida; Rosales; Rosaceae. Gene Ontology annotation, biological process: protein phosphorylation. Gene Ontology annotation, molecular function: ATP binding; protein kinase activity; protein binding. The coding region runs from base 778 to 4389 and encodes 1203 amino acids. The record is from RefSeq and is a predicted model, not a curated record. The transcript has a single exon.